This is a messenger RNA of Aspergillus nomiae NRRL 13137, 1689 nucleotides long. RefSeq lists its product as uncharacterized. Bases 1 to 1689 code for a protein of 562 amino acids. Lineage: Eukaryota; Fungi; Ascomycota; Eurotiomycetes; Eurotiales; Aspergillaceae. Gene Ontology annotation, molecular function: heme binding; oxidoreductase activity, acting on paired donors, with incorporation or reduction of molecular oxygen; iron ion binding. The transcript is spliced from 3 exons. The record is from RefSeq and is a predicted model, not a curated record.
AUGUUCGUUUCACUGGUAGAACUGCAUAAUUGCAGCCAUGGGUUGAAGCUGUUGAGGCUCGCCGCUGCGAUCCUGGCAGUGUCGCUGUUGCUAUUUAUGAUCAAGUUAUACCAGGCCCGGAUGAAGUUUAGGAGGCUGAAGUCUCAAGGCAUUCCGAUAAUGUCCCAUUCCCUAGUCUUUGGCCAUCUUCCAGUUGUCCUCCAAUUCUACCGAGACUGGGCAUUUGAUGCAAACUUGGUUCAGAGCUUUGGCUACUAUAUGAGCAAAUAUUGGAAAAAGUUCUUCCCAAAUGAAGACAGAUGUCCUCCCGUCGUAUAUGUCGAUAUAUGGCCAAUGUCAAGGCCAAUGGCAUUUUCUAUGGAGGCGUAUGUAUCUAAUCAGAUGUCAAUUGGGACCAGCUUGCCUAAGUCGCCUAUGCAUGGUGAGUUCCUCGGACCAAUUUCGGCUGGGAAGGAUCUCAUCUGUAUGCAUGGCGAUGAAUGGCGUAUGUGGCGCUCGAUGUUCAACCGCGGCUUCAGUCGAGGUAAUAUUAGAGCCUGGGUACCUGCCAUUCUGGAGGAGGUUGAGGCAUUCUCGAACAUGUUAAGGAAUCUUUCCGGCGGCAACGGAGGUUGGGGCCAGGUGUUUCCGCUUGAGCAAAUAUCUAGUAACUUGGCAUUCGAUGUGACAGGAAGAAUUCUUCUUGACACACGGCUCAACACUCAGUCACUGUAUCCAUCUCAGUUUACCCUUGCCUAUCGAGAACAACUAGAACGCAUGGAGAUUACCUUCAGUCCCCGCAAGCUUCUUUGGAGGGCGACACCGUUUUUUAAGCUGCUUGUGCAGCGCAAGAGAGACGAGCUCUUCCAAAUCCUUCGACCCUCCAUUAUGGAAAACCUAAGCGCGCCUAGCAAAGGCCCGCAAACCAUUGUGCAAGCCGCAGGGGAGGACCUGAAACGGGUCGCCAGCGCUAAAGGAGAAGACAAAGAUGGUCCCCUGGAUGAAUCCCUGGUCAAGCAUGUGUUCUUCCAUCUGAUGGCCACCUUCUUUGGGGGCGAUGAUGCGAUCUCCAUCACACUCCCUCGGAUAUUUAAGCAGCUCCAACAGCAUCCCGAAUGUCUUGCUAAAUUGCGGGCUGAACACGAUACCAUUCUUGGCCCUGAUCCAAGUGCAGCUGCCCAGAGACUUCGAGACGAGCCCCACAUUUUGGAUUCGCUGAAAUACACCCUCAGUGUCAUCAAGGAGACAUUACGCAUUAACCCAGCUACGAUCACGAUCCGGGCAGGCCAGCCUGACUUUAACUUUCAUAUCAAAGACUCCCACACCGUAUGGCCGACAGCUGGAUUCGAUCUUUUUGACUCCUCUAUCACCAUCCAUAACGAUCCUGCCAAUUUCCAUGAGCCCUCUGAAUUCAUUCCGGAGCGGUACCUGGUCCCAGCAGGCGAUGUUUUGCAUCCGGAGAAGGAUAUGUGGCGGGGCUUCCAACUUGGUCCCAGGAGGUGCCUUGGACAGGAAUUAGCCAUCGUCGUCCUCAAGCUGGUGCUGGUGCUUGUUGUGCGUGACUUGACGUUGAGAUGGCCUGGGAAGAGUGGGACCGGCUCCGAGAGCAACAGGGGAUCAAAUUCGACAAGCAGACAGUCGAAGGCGAGCGGAUGUACACCGCUGGGAAGGCAACCGCGCAUCCAAAAGACGGUGCACCAGCACAUGUGA